Westerdykella ornata is the source of this 580-nucleotide messenger RNA. RefSeq lists its product as uncharacterized. Bases 107 to 433 code for a protein of 108 amino acids. NCBI's taxonomy places the organism in Eukaryota, Fungi, Ascomycota, Dothideomycetes, Pleosporales, Sporormiaceae. The transcript is spliced from 2 exons. The record is from RefSeq and is a predicted model, not a curated record.
CAAAUCCGCUCCCAGAAGUCUUGCUAUUAAAGAACCCCAAAGGACUCUAGACCCACACACCGCUCGAAUUCCCUACAAGAGACUCAGAUCCACAAUAUAUACAGCCAUGUUCAACAACAAGCAAAACACCAGCAGCACCGGCAGCAACAGCAGUGGCAACCCGGUCACCGACGCCGCCAAUAAAAUGGGCGAGAUGAAGAGCACGAAUCCCAUUCCACAGGAGAACCCCUCCAUAAUCUCCUCCGAAGGCGCCAUCGGCAAACACUUCAACCCCGAGGGCACAAUCGGCCAAAUCGGUGAGAAGAUUGGCGGCCCUUUCUCCAGCCAGGGCAUGAUCGGGAAGCAGUUCGAUGCCAGCAAAGACGGACUGGCAGGGCAUGUUGAGCGGGCUGUUGAUGGGCCGAGGAAUCCGGCUGGAAGUGGUAAGCAGUAGAAUAUGGGGAAGGAAAACUCAGUCUAGUAAGAUCUGACUGUAAAGCUCGUCCACAAUGGGGCAAUGGCGCUUGAAUAGCAAACGAGUUCAAAACAUACUGUAUAUAUAUUCAUUGAAGAACGAGAACAGUAAUAGCUUAUUGGUAUC